AUGACCUACUUUGACGUUCAGAAGUGGGCCGAACCAGAGAUAUUCCAGAGAUAUGACACUCUCCUGUUCCAGAACUCGUUGCGGUCCGACUCGACUUGGGUUUGGUGUGUAUCUCCAAAUUGCGAGGCAGGCCAAGAGCAUACGGGAGGCGAGGCCUCUAAUAUCGUCACUUGUCACGCCUGCGGCUCCAAGAUGUGCUUCCGUCAUCAGAGUAUAUGGCACGAAGGAAUGAGCUGUGCUCAAUGGGAUGACCAACUUGCGAUCGCAGAACAUGGCGAGCGUUGGACAGACGAAUGGAUCCUUACUGAAACCAAAGGCUGCCCCAAUUGUAAAGCCCGAAUCCUAAAGAACGAGGGUUGUGAUCAUAUGACGUGCAAGAAACCGGGAGGAUGUGGACAUCAAUUCUGCUGGGAGUGUCUCGCACCUUGGGACGAAAUUGUACGCAUCGACAACUCGCGACAUUACGACAAUUGCCGCUACUACGCUGGAGCUCCCGGUGGGCAUCCCACGCCACAAGGCCUUACGAAUCGCUCGAGAACGGAACGACGAAGAAGUAUCAGGGCUCCUAUACGGGAUGCAGUAAAUACAGUUCGUCCCAUCGGUGCUUGGCAAACCCGCGCACCGCAGACAGCGCGCAUUCCCCUGUUCGGUCGGCCAACUCGCGUAGCGUGGACAGCCGAUACACUUCACUCCCUAGCAGCUCCGAGGAUUCCCAUAACCGAGAUGGUAAAUACGCUCAAUCCUGUCACCGAUCGGGCAACGCGAGGGCCACAGAUGGACAAUAUACGCCAUCCUGACACAUCGCAGAGAAUAAAUCAUCGUGCUGCAUGGCGAGCUCGUGCACGGGAGAUCGGGGAUACACGAUAUCCAGACUGGUUACCUGUCCAAGACGAUCGUGUUUCUGGCGAAAAUACCAUAAUUCGCUCUCCAACGCUCGAUGGGGAACAGAACCCCGCAGGGUUACCCAGACCACGUGCCCAGUUCAUGCGAGAUUUGGAUCCGCCGGCAACUCUUUAUCACCCCACUGGAGCAAGAAGCGUAGGGACCAUGACGGAUCAGUCUCCCGGCCGUAGAGAAGUCUUUACGACAGCACAACUACCCAACAGAGCAGUCGCCCAACAAGAUACGGGGAAUGCAUCCCAGAGGAAUUCUUUCUCUCCCAGGUUACGCAUUAUUGAUCCCCCAGUAAUAGCGUUACCACACAUUCCCGAUCCAGAGGAGAUUUACAUCCCACAAACCUCUUCGCGGACGGUCCAAACCACAGCAAAUGCAAAUUAUGAAGACUAUAGAAACCACCCACGUGCUGGAAUAUAUAGAAUGCCACCAAGACCUUGGGAUACCGUCCAGCAUUUGCGACCCUAUGGAGAUAGAGCGAGUUUGGAUGAGGGUGGUUCAAAUCUUGCCAGGACGGAUCAAACAGCCUGGAACUUGCUCCCGCAAGGUGCAGUCGGCACCCCCCAGAACUCGCCUCGUUUACAAGGAGAUGCUGGGGCUCCUCAUUCAUUAGGCCAUCGCCGUCAAACCUCCGCUCCAAGCGCAGAAUAUCGGCCCCUUCAGCACUCAUUACCUCCUGCAAGGGAUCAGAUCGCUCCAUUGGCAGGCUGGCAGGAGACGCCCACUGCAGCACUGCGAGAUGAAGGUCCACCCAACCGGCUUACUGAAUUGGCUGUAUCCACCGGACGGCAGGACGGCCCAACCACCUCGGAUUCUCAGCGGGAGGUGAACAGUACACACUCUACGGUAGGCUCUUGGCUGCGAAAACAAAUUUCCCCCAUGUUUGGCACUCGGCAACCAGUGGCGGACAGCAUCGUGACCCCCGUUCAAUCUCCGAGUACCUCGACUUAUCAGAUCACCAACCCACGCACUCAAGCCAACCGGCUAGUUGUGAUUCCAGCUCGUCGUCCUAAUGUUCCGGAGAUCGAUUCGUAUAUCUAA
Molecule: messenger RNA, 1935 nt
Organism: Serendipita indica DSM 11827
Lineage: Eukaryota; Fungi; Basidiomycota; Agaricomycetes; Sebacinales; Serendipitaceae
Source: the annotation of a GenBank genome assembly